AUGAAUUUUCAUGUUGGAACUCUACAAUUGUGAUUUGAUUAUAUUGUUUUUAAAAGUAAAAAUUUAGUGUUUAAGAAGGAUAUAAAAGAAAGAGGAAAAAAUGUCAAACGAACUGGAAUAUUUCAAUUUACACGAAGUUCAUAAUAAUUUCGAUCGUUCUCUCAUUGAGGAAGAUGAUGUGGAUAUUAAAGCAUAUUUAGAUGCCUAUCACGAGUUGUUUAAAUUUUUUCAACUUAUGGGCAGUGUCUUCAGUUUUGUGUCUUCUGACUUGAAACAAAAAAUUGAUGUUUUACAAGAGCUACUCGAAAAGGAUAACAACAAUUAUCAAACAAUAAAGACAAUGAUUGAGCAUGAGAAAAAUAACAAUUUAUUAGAAAAGAAAGAUUUUAUCAGUGGUGCGAGAACUUUUUUACGACUUCAUAGAGGUUUAGACUUUAUUUCUGAAUUUCUCAAGCAAAUGGGCGAAUUGGAAGAUUCAGAAAAAACUUCAACUUGCUGCCAAAAUGCCUACAACAAAACUUUAGCCAAACAUCAUCCCUGGGUUGUCAAGAAAGCUGCUGUUGUUGCCAUGUACACUAUGCCAACUAGAGAGAAUUUAUUCAAAAAGGUUUGUGGAGAACAUGUGGAAAGGAACAUAGAAGUGCUGCCAAAAACAUUGGAAGUCACCUCCAUAGUUUUCGAUCGUACCCAUAAACUUUACGAAUUACACGAAUUGCAUAAACUACCAUAAUGAAGGUAGAAAAUUAAUUUUUAAAGAAUUUUUUGAACCAAAGGAAACUUGAAUACAUUUUUUAAAGCUAUACAUUUUUACACAUUCCGUGAAUGGUGUGAUUCGAUAGCUCGCAUAAUAUGUACAUUAAUAAUUUAUAUUUAGAAACAAAUUUUAUCCACUUUUAUUUUUUUGAUUUCAAAAUUUAUUUUUAAAAUCGUUUUUUUAGUAUUUUAUCAUCUACCACUUAAGUAUUAGCUUCUCUUAAUGAUAAUAUUAAUAAUAAAAAUUUGUUACGACUGAAUGUAUUUUAGUGCAAUUCUAGUGUAUAAAUCUAUUAUGUUGUGGUGUCAAAUGCCUUAUUCUAAAAAGAAAAAAAUAUAUAUACAAAUUAAUAAUUUUA
Leptopilina heterotoma is the source of this 1112-nucleotide messenger RNA. RefSeq names its product ceramide-1-phosphate transfer protein. Gene Ontology annotation, molecular function: ceramide 1-phosphate transfer activity; ceramide 1-phosphate binding. Gene Ontology annotation, biological process: ceramide transport; intermembrane lipid transfer. The transcript has 4 exons. Bases 101 to 730 code for a protein of 209 amino acids. Gene Ontology annotation, cellular component: cytoplasm; cytosol; membrane. Lineage: Eukaryota; Metazoa; Arthropoda; Insecta; Hymenoptera; Figitidae. The record is from RefSeq and is a predicted model, not a curated record.